This is a messenger RNA of Dreissena polymorpha, 1597 nucleotides long. RefSeq lists its product as uncharacterized. The transcript has 3 exons. NCBI's taxonomy places the organism in Eukaryota, Metazoa, Mollusca, Bivalvia, Myida, Dreissenidae. The record is from RefSeq and is a predicted model, not a curated record. Bases 42 to 326 code for a protein of 94 amino acids.
AGGGGAAGUUGGAGCUUGAUACAAGCCUGACUUCAUAUGCAAUGCUUCAGGUGGGAGAGGGGAAGUUGGAGCUUGAUACAAGCCUGACUUCAUAUGCAAUGCUUCAGGUGGGAGAGGGGAAGUUGGAGCUUGAUACAAGCCUGACUUCAUAUGCAAUGCUUCAGGUGGGAGAGGGGAAGUUGGAGCUUGAUACAAGCCUGACUUCAUAUGCAAUGCUUCAGGUGGGAGAGGGGAAGUUGGAGCUUGACCUUGCUCUGGGAAACCAGACUAAAUGCAUGUACAUAAAGUGUUGUCCCAGAUUAGUUUGUGCUGUCCGCACAUUCUAAUCAGGGACUACACUUUCUGCUUUAACUGAAUUUUGGAUGAGAAGAAACUUUCUUUUAACAAAAACACCAUUAAAGGGGAAAUAGACGUCCCUGAUAGGCCUGUGUGGACUGCACAGGCUUAUAUGGGACAGCACUUUACGCACAUGAAUUAAGCCUGUUACAACCUGACUUUAAUGCUUCGGUUGGGAGGGGAGUAUUGGGAGUUCAGUCUGCACAGGCCAAUCAGGGACAACACUUGCCGCUUUUAUUGUAUUGUUUUCUUUUAAAAGAUGUCUCUUCAUAGCAAAAAGCAAGUCUAGAAAGAGUGCAUAGGCUAAUCUGGGUCUAAACUUUAUGCACAUGCUUUUCCCACCCUCGUUUACCCAGAGCUUUGCUCAAAUACAUUAGCUGUGUGUUACCCUGGGCUGUAUCGCCGAUUUGACAUUGUAUUUAUGAGCCAGAAAGUGUGUUACAAUCUAUCAAAACACCAGAACCAUAAAAUAAUCUAUUUAUUACAUACCCCCUUAGGAUGAGACAAAUUAAAAUGACAUAACAGUGUACUUUACCAAUAUUGACAUGCCGUUAUUACAUCAUAAUGAUGUGUACAUUCAUAAUGCCAUUCAAAAGUCUGGUUUUCCAGCCUCUUGAUAGGGACUCAUAUUUCACAGUGAAAAAUAUGGGAAUUCUUUCUGAUGGUUUGUUUUUUAUACAUGUACCUUAAAUACCCCAGUAUUUGUUUCAGAUUUUCUCUAGGCAAUACAUAUUUUUAUGUUAUAUUUAGCAUAGCUGUCGCAUGCCUGUACAUUUUCGAUCUGUGAUAAGGCUAAAAAUGCAAUUUAAACUUAAUGGAAUAGGGUGAGAGGUAAACAUUGUGGUGUUUCAAAACAAUGGCAUCAUUAUAUUUCAUGAAUAUCAAUAUUCACUCAUAUUUUAUUAUUUAAAAAAGUAAUUUAUCUUAUGCUAGUUGUUUGAAGCCUGAAAAAAGACCUCUGAUGACAACAGUUAAUUGCUAUAAACAAGCCCUGCUCUAGGAAAUGGGGUUUAAUGAGUUUUCAUACCUUUGGCACAGGCAAUUCAGGGAUGAAACUUUGUCUACUUUUGUGAAAUUUUUGUUUUUAAAAAGGCCCUUUUUCACGAAAUUCCAUUCUAGGAGGAAAGUGUCUUCCCAGAUAAGCCUGUAAAGACUGCACAGGCUGAUUUGGGCCGAUACUUUAUGCACAUGUAUUAAGCCCUAUUUUCCCAGAGCAGUGCUCACAUUGUAAUAGCUCAGUGACAGCUGUGAUUGUACUCUC